CGGCGCUAAUAUCAGAUUCCAAAAAUGGCAAGUUACGAGCCUGCAGCGUCGCCAGGUGACAGUGGGUCUCCGAUCCUUGAUGUUUUCGAAGAAUGCCAGCUAAGCAGUCUGUCACAUGACCGCCUAUGUAUAAAGCUGAAAAACGUCUAUGACAAUAUGCGCUUCACACAUUUUGCUGAUGAUUUCUUUGAGCUUUGUCGCUACAGUUUGGUGUCUGGUGAACGGUCACCAUAUCGAGAGAGAACAAUUGACUUCAUUACAAAAUUCGCACUUUUUUGUGGGAAAUCAGAUGAGAAUAACGAUCAAGAUGCGGUGAAUAAUCGUCUGUUAUUGAAACUUUUUCUGUUUUGUAUUAAGUAUAAUGACUGUUUAAAUGCUGCUGUGCGAUUUCGGUGUACACAAAUUAUUCACAAAUUACUUGAUGGUAUCGGAGACAAUGGGGUAAUGCCUGAGGAUUUAUACGAAAAACUGCAAAGUGUGCUAUUACGCCGUGUUUUUGAUACCAAGGUUUGUGUUCGUGUUGAGGCAAUUCAGGGAAUUUCACGUAUGCAGGACCCUACUGAUGCUGAAUGCUCUGUAGUAGAAGCACUUAUGUGGCUUACACGUCAUGAUCCUGCAUCUGAGGUGAGACGUACUGGCUUAGCAGCAAUGGUGCUGACCACACGUACUUUACCAAUUCUUGUGGAACGUUGUCGGGAUGUCGCUGAUAGUGUGCGCCGUACUGCUUACAAACUUUUAUCUUCUCGUGCUAUUUUGCGACCUUUGUCAAUUGCGAAUCGUAUUCGUAUUCUGCAGUUCGGAUUGUCAGAUGUAUCAGAAGAUGUUCGUAAAGCAGCUAAACAAUUGGUUUUGUCUUGGUUUAAUGCAACGAAUAGAGAUCCAGUCCAACUUUUAAGACGAUUGGAUCCUGAAGGUGAUCCGGCAGCAAGUCAGAAUGCUUUAGAUAGUCUUUUCGAAAUCUUAUCAUUGAAUGAACUAGUCAAAAUUGUAGAGGACUGGUCAGCAAAUUAUUUGAAUCCUGAUACUCGGACUCUCAAAGCUGAUUGUCUUACAUCUGAGGGGACAUUUUUCUGGCGGGCUCUAGUUGAAUUUAUUGUCAAGAAAGAGAAAAAUACCAGUGGAGUAGGCAACAACGCUCUGGUGCCCAAUGAAGAUCCCGACGAUGGCGAAGAAUCCAAUGCAUUACAGUUAUUGGCUGAUUUAGUUCAGCCAUCUGUUAGUGCGUAUGUUGAUCUGGCUAAAAGUGUUGUAGAAAAACUUGUUCAAACUGUUCUUGCACAAGAAUUUGAUGAAAAGGCUAUUGAACAAGAGUGUAUAGUUGAACAAAUUCUAUCUAUGGCGAGUUCACUUGAUCUUAGCGAUGAAUUCGGUCGAAGACGUCUUGUAUUGUUAGUUCGUGAAUGGAUAACUAGUCAGCAAGUGUCGGGUUCAUUGGCACCCCAAUUGUUAAAGUUAUAUGGGAUUUUAGAACCAAGUUCGCGACGUUGCAUAAACGAUGUUAUUGAAAUGAUUAGUGAGCUAUGUGAUCCAGUGGAACCACAAAAUCCAGUCUCUGUACCAAAUGAAUUGGUGAAUAGUUGUACUGAUACUACUACUAUAGGUCGUGAGAUUCGUACAGAUCAACCUGCACUUUCAAAGAAAAAGGACUUAGAUUUACGUUUAAAGAUUGCUAGUCUUGAAGUUCGUAUGAAUGAAAUCAGUGAAUCAUUACACAGUUGUGUUUCUCGCAAAGAAUUUGAACGUGCCACAGAACUUCGAGAUGCUUUUAAUAGGUUAGACAAAGAGCGUACAGAAUUGUUACAAGAAUUACACGGACGUGUUGCAAUCUUGACAGAAAAACCAUCAUCUUCAACGGGUACUGGUGAACAAAUGGAUAAUGAAAGUAAAGUAUUCCCCAAUAAUGAUGGUAAUGAUAAUGCUGAUCAUGCUGGUGAUGAUGAGAUCAAAGGAACUGAAGACAUAGCUGAAAGUCUUUUUCAACGUUGUUCAUCUGCUGUAUUAUUCAAAGCUAACAGAAUGGCUUGUUUAAUUGUACAGCAAUCUCCUAGUCUAUGGUGUCUACCAGCUUCACUGCGUUCAUUAUUGGAUAGUCUAAUAUUACCGAGUAUACAACAUUCAGAUGUCGCUGUUCGUAAUCAGGCAAUCUUGGGAUUGGGCCUCUGUUGUUCAAUGGAUUUACCACUUGCUUUGCAGUAUAUUCAUGUAUUUUACUCAGCUAUGCGUGUAGAUCAUUUGAUGAUAAGUGAAACAGCCUUAGGCUGUAUUCUAGAUUGUUUGCUAGUCUUUGGAUUUCUACCAUUCCAUGAUGCAAAUAUCAAUCCAAAUGUACGACUAUUACCAACAGAUACGAUUUCUACUUCUGCUGAUGAUGAUAAUGAUGAUGACGUAGAGGAGAUUUCAGCGUCUUACCAUGAUUAUGUUGUUUUGACUCGAGGAUUGCUUCGAGGUUCUGUACAAUCUAAAAAUCAAUCAAAUCAUUCUGAGGGUGUAUUAGUUCGAUGUAAUGAGAUGUCAAAAACAGCUUAUCGUCUGUUAAAGCCAAUCACUUCAAUUUUGGAGAAGGAGGAUGAAGGAUUACACUCUGCUGCUGCACUUGGCUUGGCUAAACUUUUAAUCCAUAAUCGUAUUGUUUCAAGUCAUAUUCUUAGUUUACUCUUAUUACUAUGGUUUAAUCCAACUAGUGAGGAUAGUCCACAGUUACGUCGUGGAUUGGCCUCUUUCUUCUCUGAUUACGCAUGUCCUAAUGGAAUGGGGAUAGAUGCUUUUGAACAUCAGUCAGCACUGGCUGAUGCUGUCCUGCCUACACUAACCACAUUGAUUCGUGCACCAGCAUGUUCACCAUUAUCUGAAGUUGACGCACAAGAUGUGGCUAGUCUACUAGCUCGUCUAACGGAUACAACUUUUUUAAUGAGAAAUCAAUCAAACCCAAACGAUGUCUCCACUGUGGUUGGUACUGAUCCAGAAAGGCCUACAGAUACUGAUGGUGAAGAUGGAUGUCCAAGUACAGGUGAAUUAGAGCCAGUGUCAAUUGUUGUACCAGAGAGUGAGAAAAUUAACAAUCCACAUCAUGAUCGAUUGGUAACAAUUCUGACCAAUGAAGUAUUGAAAGCUCCUCAGUCAGCUGAGGCUAAAUUAUAUCUUCGUAUGCUUUUUCGGCUACGACCGUCUACGCAUAAUAUUCAGAUUUAUAAAGAAUUAUUGAAACUUAUCGACUCUAUGGCAAAGUUUACUGAUGGAUCAUUGAAGUUGAAUCUUCAUCGUUUCCGUAAACAACUUGUUGAAAAAAUGCAACGUCUUGGUGUUGAUCUAUCUAAGCUGAAUGAAACAAUUAAACCUCAAAAUGAUGAUGGUGAUAAUGGCAAGGACAAAUUGACUGCUUCAUCAUCUCAUCAUGAUGAAUUUAAUGAUGGUGAUAAUACACUGAUAGUUGGUGAAAACGGUGACCAACAACAUCAACCUACAUUACUUGGAUCUGCAUGUGUCAAUUUUCACCUGCUUAGUUCAGCUGGACCAGGAAUUGAAAGAAACCAUGGAAAUGCAACAAUGAUAUUUUCACAAUUGACUAGAACUCUUGCUAGUUGUGGUGGUGGUACUUCGUUGUUAGAUAGGUCAUUGCAGCAGAACAUAAUGGCUUUUUCCGAUGACGAUGAUGAUGACUCAAAUGUUACACCUACACCAGUCCCUAGUACAGUUCCCCCAGUUCAAAGCAAAUCAAAGAAGGCGAAUUCAACUACUUGCCAGAGAAAGGAGAAGAAGAAGAAGCGAAAGUCAAGGGAUGUGAAUUCACGAAACGUUCCACGUAUUAGAGCUAAUCGUGCCAAUCGUAUAUCAGAGACUUCUAAUGAUGAUGAUGAUCACGACGAUGCCGACAAAAGACCAAAUAAUUCUUCUGUUAGUCAUUCAGCACCCUCUCGAAACCGUAAUCGAACUCCUAAAAACUCUCGACAAUCUGUUACACCAUCUUCAAUGUCAAGAAGAUCAAGUGGAUGUGGAAGAUUGACCCGUUCUUCUCUUCGUAGAUCAAGUCGAAGAUAGUUGGACAUAUUGAUUACUUGUGUAUCAAUUUGCUGAUAUAAACUAUUUCACAUUGUUGUUUAUUUACUCUGUAUUCAUGAGAGGUGUUCCUUACUACUUUUCAGUGAGUACUCAUCAGAUGAAAUAUACUAUACUCUUUAA
Heterobilharzia americana is the source of this 4176-nucleotide messenger RNA. The record is from the annotation of a GenBank genome assembly. Lineage: Eukaryota; Metazoa; Platyhelminthes; Trematoda; Strigeidida; Schistosomatidae.